Molecule: messenger RNA, 1306 nt
Organism: Dermatophagoides pteronyssinus (European house dust mite)
Lineage: Eukaryota; Metazoa; Arthropoda; Arachnida; Sarcoptiformes; Pyroglyphidae
Source: RefSeq, a predicted model, not a curated record
UAUAUCAGCACGAACAUGUAGAAUUCCUCUUAUUUAAAUAUUGAAAUUUGAACAUUUGAUUCGUUGUUGAUCAAGAUAUAACUGAACAAUUUCAAAUUAUCAAAAAAAAAAAAAUUAAUUAGAAAUUGCACGUACUUUAUGAAUCGCCAAUUAUGUGCAUUAAUUCGAUAUCGAGCGCAUUUUCCGUUCGAUAUGCUAUUUGCAUUCGUUUUCCGUUCAAUUCUAAAAAAUGAGUCAAACAGCAACUGAAAUCUUUUCAUCUAUAAUAAAUUUGGAUGGUAGGAAUGAUGCUGAAUCUAAUUUAUCUAUGGAUUCGAAUAUGGUUAUCGACAAUGAUUUGAAAAAUGAUGAUGAACCGAAAAGUAAUGAAAGUAAUGAUGUUUCUGACGGAACAAUCGUUGAUAAUUUGCCAACGUUGGCUGAAAUUUUCGAAAUUAGAGGCAAAAAAUCGUUUUUCAAAAGUAUCGUAGAAAAAAAAUUGAUAACAUCUACUGAACGUCAAGAAUUGGUCGAAUGUGUAGGUUAUUUUUUAUCGGAUCAUUACAAAACGUUAAGCAUCCCUAUUAAAUCAUUACAAUACUGUGCAAAAGAACUAAGUAAAAUCAGUCAAGAUUCAGAAGGAGAUUAUUUUUGCUAUUGGAAGUCGUCGCGAAUUAGAGGUGGAAGAGUGGUGGAACACAAAAAACCGAUUGGAAAAUUGUACAAAUUUUUUGAAUAUCGUCGAAGGAAGUUCCGACGAGGACAACGAUCAUUAUUUGCCGAAAAAAAAACCAAAAAAAACUCUAUCGAAAUGGACGAUUCAGGAAAUAACAUUGUUGAUCAAAAAAAAAAACUGGAUGCGAUCAUACCAAUACUAGCCAACAAAUCAAUAAUUUUCAAUUUAUUUUCUGUCACGUAUACAUUAAGGAAUAUUAUCCGCUGCAAUUGUGAUGACCCUGGGUCAAAACUCAUAAAGGAAUUCGAAUGUUUUUUUUUCUUUGACGGUUUAUUGAUAGAAGAAGAAUUCAAACUUAUAUAUCCACAUUCAAAUGCUUUGAAUGAAAAAGCGAAAAUCAACGAAUUAAUCAAAAAAUUCAAAAUUUUUUCAAACAAUGAUGAUGAUAACAAUGAUGAUGAUGAUGAUAAUGAAUUUAUGAAUUUGUUCAUUUUUUUGAAAAAAAAACUGAAAUGUAGAUCACCGAUCACCACACGCAAAGCUUGUAUUGAUUUAUCAGAUGAAUAUGAUGGGCUUUUGUUCAAUUUACAAAUGAACGAUGAUGUUGCAGCCAUUUCAAAAAAAAUCAAUGAUAUUUAUAAUUUUCCUACU